Molecule: messenger RNA, 2469 nt
Organism: Perca fluviatilis (European perch)
Lineage: Eukaryota; Metazoa; Chordata; Actinopteri; Perciformes; Percidae
Product: EF-hand domain-containing protein 1-like
Exons: 11
Coding region: 114-1784 (556 amino acids)
Biological process (GO): mitotic spindle organization; cilium-dependent cell motility; mitotic cytokinesis
Cellular component (GO): axoneme; mitotic spindle
Molecular function (GO): alpha-tubulin binding
Source: RefSeq, a predicted model, not a curated record
UUUACCAAAACGUAGCUAGCUAGGCUAAACUAAUUCCACCAUUUACCAAAAGUACUCUGUUAAACAUCUUGCGCAGGUGAGGAAAUUGAAAGAAAAAUACCUCAAGAGCGACAAUGUCUGGGAACUGGAAUAGCGGACUUCCAUUUUUACCAGGAUACGCUUUUUAUGAUGUUACGAAGUCAGCCUUCCAUCGUCCCCAGACACUGGACUACAAGAAUGGCUAUGCUCUGCCCCGUCGCCCUACUGCGGGCAUUGGACAGGAUCCUCUUUUCUCAGAGCAGUUAAUCCUGCAGGAGAUCAGUAAGCUGUCUUCUGAGACACCAGCCAUUACUUAUGGCUCCUUUGACCAGAAUGUAGUCGAAGACUUCAUCCCAGCUCAUGUGGCCCUUGACAAGAAGGUGCUGCGCUACUAUGCAUAUUUUCAGGAAAAUAUCCUGUUUUCCCCUGAAGAGGAGUGGCGCGCACGCCCAGUGGUCAUUUACUACUACCUUGAGGAUGACAGCAUGUGCAUCAUAGAGCCCGUGGUAGAGAAUUCUGGGAUGCCGCAGGGGAAACGGAUCAAACGCCAGCGUCUGCCCAAGAAUGCACGUGGAGAGCAUUACCAGUGGAAAGACCUGAAUAUUGGCAUGGACCUGGAGGUGUACGGGGUCAAGUACCACAUCACACAGUGCGAUGUUUUUACAAAGGAAUUCAUGGAGAGCGAGGGCAUUGUUCUGAACGACCCAGAGCCGAUGCCUUGCGUCAGUCGUGGCAAAAACCCUCGGCCUUCCUACACAACACCGUCCGAAUUUGACAACAAGCAGCAGUUUCUCACCAUGGAUCGUAAGGUGCUGCGUUUCUUUGCCCUGUGGGACGACGCUGACUCUCUGUUUGGGGAGACCCGGCCUGUUACCAUCCAGUAUUACCUGGUGGACGACACGGUGGAGAUCAGAGAGAUCCACAAACCCAACAGUGGCCGCGACCCCUUCCCCAUCCUGAUGCGCAGACAGAAGCUGCCCAAGAAAAUCAAACCAGAGUUGGAGACCUUUCCCAGAUGUGUGCUGGAGGUUACAACAGCAGAAGUAGACGAGUACCACUCCCCCAAAGACUUCCAGGCGGGUCAGAGGAUUACCCUGCUGGGCCGUCACUUCCUGCUGUGCGACUGCGAUGACUUCACUAAAGAGUAUUACCAAAAGAACCACCCUGACGUGAAGAUGGAUCCCUCAGAGGUACCAAAAAACACUGACCUGCUUCAGGAGAAGAAGAAGGAGGUUCCUCCCUAUAAUGGUUUUGGUUCACUUGAAGACUCUCUCCAGAAUUGUUACUCUUUAAUUCCUGAACCCCCCAAAAAGAAUGUGCUAAAGAUGCUGGAAAACGACCACAAAGUGUUGCGCUACAGUGCCAGGCUGGACUCCCAGAAUCCCGGAGAUGAGGGCCGACGUUUCAUCCUGUCCUACUUCCUGUCCAACGACAUGAUCAGUAUUUAUGAAAAGCCCGGUCGCAACUCUGGUAUCAUUGGUGGCCAGUUCCUGGAAAAGACGCGCAUCCCCAAGCCGGGCUCUACACUGGACAAUCCUGAGUUCUACUCACCUGCAGACUUUGCUAUUGGAGCCACUGUGGAGGUUUUCAGCCGCCGCUUUGUGUUGACCGAUGCUGACCACUAUGUGCUGACGUACCUGGAGUCCAACACAAGCCAGAUCCCGUGUCAGACGCUGGAUUCUUUGCGACAGAAGCUGGGUGUAGGGACGACAAAUAAUCAACCAGCUGACCAAAAUGGUGAUGAUGUAGGAGAGCCAUCUUCAUGAUGUCGGGGAAGGCUGGAUUUCCUCAAGAGUUGUUCAACUCUUCGACAUAAUUCUGCAUCCAUUUGUCUCCAUUUACCAACUGGCAACGAUAGCAGUUUUUCAUUGCGGCAAAAGAGAACAUAAAGACAAACAAGUGAACAUUUUGUUGACAGAUGUGUCAAGUGUAUGAAAUGAAAAUAUAGAAAAAUGACUUCACUUACAAUCUUGACAGUAACGGUUGCCCCGGACUACAGGGGGGACCACAGUUUAGUUUGGUCCGGUUUGCAACCACCAGUUCUGUGACCAAGAAAUCUGCUAUUUCUGCUGCCUCAGAGUGCUGGUACCACACGUCAUCAUACAUAAUAGCACUACAAUUAAAAGUGAAGUAAAUAACUCCAAGAUAAGGUACAAAAUCAAAAUAGAAUGACUAGUACUACUGCUUAUUCACAUAUACACCUUUAUAUAAUUAGUAUAGUGAAGUGAUUUUAAAAUGUCACAGUGUAAUUGAAUGAUAUUACUUAAGUCCUUUCUGACAGGUUGGAGCAGUGUAAAGAGGAAUAUUAAAUGUUUUUGUACUCAUUUAAAAAUAGGUAUAUUUCCAGACAAUUAAAGGGCCCUACAACCAUCCAGAGACAUCCAUCACUGGACAAACACCUCAGUUCCAUAUAUGAAUGGAAUCAAUAUCAUUAAAUUUUGUCCAAUUCUA